AUGUCACAUGACAUUUAUGGCGACGAUGAAGCUAUGCAAGGCUCAUUUGAACCUAUGUUCCGUCCCCGAACCCAGUCGAAUUUAUCUGUGCCCGGAUCGUCGACAAGGGUUUCACCAUCGAUGGAACAUCCAUUCGACGAUUUUGAGUUCCCAAGCUGGGUGAAUGACGCGACCGCAGCCACAGCCGCAGCUGCGAACGCGGCAGCCAAUAAUCAUUCCGGGAACGGACCCAUCCCUACCGAUAUCCUUGAUCGGACUGACCAGUUUUCUACAGCACUCAGUUAUCGAUUGAUUGAUUUUCGACCACUUCAGAUGCGAAUCGAUUCGUGUCGGAUGAUGAACGGUGUGAAACAAGAACCAAAGUCCGUUAAGACGGAAUCCUCCGUUGGACCACCACCGUCCUACCUCGAAUUGAGCAGUGUUCGUAACCAAUCACAGCUACAGAAUCCAUUGCUGCGGACGCAGUUGGCUUCCGUGAAGUUCCCUAGUGCUGGGUGAGU
Messenger RNA from Cylicostephanus goldi, 500 nucleotides. The record is from the annotation of a GenBank genome assembly. Lineage: Eukaryota; Metazoa; Nematoda; Chromadorea; Rhabditida; Strongylidae.